Ruditapes philippinarum (Manila clam) is the source of this 1257-nucleotide messenger RNA. Its product is annotated as renalase-like. Gene Ontology annotation, cellular component: extracellular region. Gene Ontology annotation, molecular function: oxidoreductase activity, acting on NAD(P)H. The record is from RefSeq and is a predicted model, not a curated record. The transcript is spliced from 7 exons. NCBI's taxonomy places the organism in Eukaryota, Metazoa, Mollusca, Bivalvia, Venerida, Veneridae. Bases 15 to 1169 code for a protein of 384 amino acids.
AAUUACCUCUUUUCAUGGAGAGCGGUGCAGAUGUAAAUUUAUCCCUUGUAGAAGUAAAAAAAAAUCUUUACAAGUUCUUAUCAAUUCUAAGAAAAGUAGGAGUUGUCAUGUUGAAAACGAUGUUGGAAAAGGUUCUUAUAAUUGGUACAGGGAUGACUGGUGCCUCAGUUGCUUCUUUACUACGUCAUGAUCUGAGUAAAGCAACUGCGAUUUCUAUGUGGGAUAAAAGCAAGGGCAUAGGUGGACGUAUGUCAACAAGCAGAUGUAACAAAGAUGGUCGCUGCACUGUAGACCUUGGAGCUCAGUAUAUUUCUGCUACACCAAAUUUUCUACAGAGCCAUGCCAAUUACUACACCGAGUUGACUGAGAAAGGGGUAUUGCGAGAACUAAGUACUAAUAUAGAGGGACAUCAGGAUAAGGUUGCAGGGACCAAACAUUUUGUGACGCCAGAUGGUGUUAGUGCAAUUGUAAAAUAUUAUGUGAAUAAAGCAGAUCCAGUACUUGGAAAAGGAUACCUUGUCAAAGAUGUUUCUAUAGCAAAUGACAAGGUGAAGGUCACUACAGAUGAAGGUCAUUCAGAACACUUUGAUGCUGUAGUAAUAACAAUGCCAGUAGCUCAGAUACUGCAGCUGCAAGGAGAUAUAGCUUCCCUGAUUGAUGAUAAAGGUGUUCGACCAGCCCUACAAUCUGUAAGUUACUCUGCAAGAUUUGCUGUUGGGUUAUUUUAUGAGCCUGGAACAAAGUUAGAUAUUCCUUGGUCAGCAAAGUAUGUGACAGAUAAUCAAUGUAUAAGAUACAUAUCUGUUGAUGAUAGGAAGAGAGGAAAAAGUUCAAGUGAUGUCGGACCAUCUAUCUGCAUUCAUACCAGUGCUCCAUGGGGUCUGAAAAAUAUUGAAAUGGAUAAAGACAAGGCUGCUGUUGAGAUAUUGAAACAUUUACAAACUUUGCUCCCAGGGCUGCCCGAUCCUGUAGAGGUCAAAGGUCAUAAAUGGAGGUAUUCUCAGGUGCAUAAAGCUUACCCAGACAGUCCAGGUUGUGUUGUUUUAUCAGAGACCCCAGCUAUUAUUCUAGCAGGAGAUGCUUUCACUCAUUCUAACUUUGAUGGAUGUGUAGACUCGGCUAUCUCUGUGCAGCAAACAUUAGCAAAAUUAGUCAAAUCUAAAGUGUGAUAUAUUUAUUUGUUAUAUAUCUGUGAUAUUAUUGAUGAUAUUAUGUCUACCUUUGUAUUAAAAUACCUUCUCAGGAAGUUAAAUUCUU